GAUACAAGUAGAGAAUACUGAUCAGGUCACAUCACCAAACAACUUCUAUUGUGAGUCAAGAAACAAAUAUGCUAACCAUAAGCAUAUUCGAUGAAAUAGAGAGAUCGUUUCAACAGCUCUAUGACAGAUUAGAAACGUUAGAAAACGCCAUUACUUUUGCAAACCUAGGAAAAAUGCACCCUAGUAUAGUCGAUCCAAUAUACAUCAAUACAAACCUAGCUUUCACUCCUAUUAUAAAAAAUGUUCACGAUUUAGAAAAAGCUAUUACUGUCAAAGCAUAUGGUACUAACGAGUCUCUGAACAGCAUACUGGAGGUGCCUCUAGUUGCUAAACAACCCUAUAACCUCCUACACCUCUAUUCCAUUCCAAAUGACAAUAACAUAAUCCUAAUACCUAAAAAUCCUAUCAUAAGCCUGGGAAAUGACGAGUUUGCGUACCCCCACGAGCCCUGCAGCCAAAUUAAAGAAGACGUCGUAAUCUGCAAACACCUGCAAUGACAGCACUUGAAAAAUUCUACUGAC
Bombyx mandarina (wild silkworm) is the source of this 521-nucleotide messenger RNA. RefSeq lists its product as uncharacterized. NCBI's taxonomy places the organism in Eukaryota, Metazoa, Arthropoda, Insecta, Lepidoptera, Bombycidae. The record is from RefSeq and is a predicted model, not a curated record.